Paecilomyces variotii is the source of this 1443-nucleotide messenger RNA. RefSeq names its product FAD dependent oxidoreductase. Gene Ontology annotation, molecular function: oxidoreductase activity; FMN binding. The record is from RefSeq and is a predicted model, not a curated record. NCBI's taxonomy places the organism in Eukaryota, Fungi, Ascomycota, Eurotiomycetes, Eurotiales, Thermoascaceae. The coding region runs from base 1 to 1443 and encodes 480 amino acids. The transcript has a single exon.
AUGACCACCACAUCGCCAGCUUUGCGAGAACAAUGCGUGAUAGUGGUUGGUUCGGGCCUCGCCGGUCUGGCAGCCGCGAGUCAACUCGUCACGAACAACGUCCCCGUGCACAUGCUCGAAAGAAUGUCCAAGCCGGGAGGAAAUGCUAUCAAGGCAUCUUCGGGGAUCAAUGGCGCCCCGACACGAUUCCAACCGGAACCUGAUAAUCUUUUCUACGACGACACGAUCAAGUCUGCAGGGGCAGCUAUCAGCCAAGGAGAUCCGGAUCGUCUCCUUAGAGAGAGUCUGAUAUCAGUUCUGACAAAGUCAUCUGCAGACGCGGUGUACUGGCUCGCGGACGAGAAGAAAGUCGAUCUGAGCAAAGUCUGUCAAUUGGGAGGACAUAGUCGACCACGAACCCAUCGUGGUGCUGGAACCAAUCCACCGGGUCGAUCGAUCAUUGGGGCUCUUUUGAACUCGCUGGAGACCAAUUCGCAGUUUCAUCUUCAUACGAACUGCAAGGUGACGAAUAUCAUCCGGGAAUUAGACGAGAUCAAGGGUGUGGGGUUUACACGCGAAGAUGGCAAGACAGAUACCCUGGUAGGUCCAGUCGUGGUAACGAGUGGUGGCUUUGCGGGCGAUUCGCAUGGGAUGCUUGCGAAAUAUCGUCCUGACCUAGCUGGAUUUCCGUCUACAAAUGAGCCACGGGAAGGGUCUCAACCUCUUCUGACGGCAGUUGGGGCAAGAUUGCUUGAUAUGGACCGUGUGCAGGUUCAUCCUACGGGAUUCGUGGAUGUGAACUCUCCUUCGUCUCCAGUCAAGUUCCUCGCAGCUGAGGCACUUCGAGGCGAAGGUGGCAUCCUUCUCCUACCAAACGGUAGUCGUUUCGUCAACGAGCUCGGGACGAGAGAAUAUAUAACAAACAUUAUCAGAAACAUCGCAUCUCCAACAACAGGAACAACCACCCUACAACAAUGGGACCUCAGCAUCGUCCUCGACGAAGGCUCCGCCGCAGCCGUCGGCUCCUCCAUCGACUUCUACACGUGGAAAGGUCUCCUCCGGAAAGAAAUCGUCAAGAACCUCGGUCCCGGAGCCAUAUCAUCUCUCCAAACAUACGCGGACGCCGCCUCCGGAAAGACCAAAGACCCAUUCGGCCGCCAACACUUCGGCCACUGGACGCUGAAAGACGUGACUGCAGACUCGGUCGUCUAUGUCGGAAAAGUCACCCCCGUCGUACACUUCACUAUGGGCGGCGUCGCCAUCAACGAGCGUAGCGAGGUCCUAGACAAAGAAACCAACCAGCCGAUCCGCGGCCUCUGGGCAGCGGGCGAAGUCACUGGCGGGAUCCAUGGUGAUAAUCGACUGGGUGGCUCUUCGUUAUUGGAGUGCGUGAUCUUUGGAAGAAUCGCAGGGGAAGGUGCAGCGGAAUUUUAUAAAGAGAAUUAUGAGUCGGGGAUGAAAUGA